Racocetra persica is the source of this 1659-nucleotide messenger RNA. The record is from the annotation of a GenBank genome assembly. Lineage: Eukaryota; Fungi; Glomeromycota; Glomeromycetes; Diversisporales; Gigasporaceae.
AUGGACUUUUACAAACAUAAAGCAGUUGAAGACUGGACUUGCGAAAAGCUUAUAGAGUUUUAUCGUACUACUUCAGAACAAAAGGACCGGAAAAAAGUACUAGAUAGCAUAAAAAAAGAUCUCAAAAAGGUAAAAGAAGCGAACUCUGAAUUCGACACGACGCGUAAGAGAAAGGCUCAAAGAAUCGUUGACAACUGGAAAAGUUGGACCACAAUGAGCAAUGAUACAGGUAUCAAGUUCGAGUUUAAUCAGGUACAACAACAGGUGCUCGCGACUGGUAAUACAGUGUCUAUCGAUAAUAUCGACAAUCGUCGUUCAACUGGUAAACAUUUCCGAGAUGAUGAAGAGGAAACAACGGAUGAUGUAGUCCCAAUGGAGCAGACGAAAAAGCUUCCUUGUGAGUUUGAAACUCCUCAAAUAAAAAGACCGAGAAAUGUUCCCUCUAUGAAUAAUCUGCAACAAGAAGCAAUCGUUAACACUGGGCUGACAACUAGCGACGAAUUUAAUACCGAAAAAUCAGGAGAGGCAAAAACGUUUGGUGUUUCAUUUGACGAGUAUAUUGAUUCAGGCGUGAACAUACAAGACAAAAGUGAGGUAACUGAGCCAAGUGAAGAUCUUGAGGAUGAGAACGAUGAGGAAGUAAAGUUUGAUCUUAAUGAUAUAUCAGGAGAAUUACAGCGCGAGCCAGCAGUUAAAUGGGAAGUCGACAAUAUUAACGUAACAGAUAGAUUUCGGAACUACCAAAAAAAUAUACUCAGGAAGGCGGAACGAGAAGGUUUAGAUUACGAAGACAUUUACGAAUCUCUAGCGUUAUCUUCAAUCAUUGUUCUCAGCUGGCCGUGUCCAUAUCCUAAGAUAUUUACGAAUCAAGAAUGGGCAGAAAUUAUAAAAUCAAAUCCAUACACUAUUAAAAACUCCCCACUUUCAAAAGAGGUUUCAACGUCCCUUCAUGAAACAACUUGUAACAAUUUCAUCGGUGAAGAUGUUUUUAUGAAUGGUGGAAAAACGAAGCUAAGUAGAGAUGUAGCGUGCUCAUUCAAUGAUUUAUAUAAUGGCCUAUCAAUGUCCCUAUCAAAAAUGAUGGAAAAAAUAACAGAAGAAGAACAUUGUUACAUGUUUCUCUACCCAGUUACCAAACCCUUCUUUCUUAAUCCUUUAAGGGAGUACAAACUUGUUCUGAACCGUGCAACAUCAGGGUCAAGAAAAAGGCCCGACCUUUCUUGUGUAGUUGACAAUGUCACAAUUCUCAACUCGGAAAUAAAACCUUUAAAAUGUACACCACUACAGCAGAAAAAAGACACUGUAAAAGCACAAUUACGAGCCCACAAAUCAAUUAAUAUGCAACUACAAAAAAAAGGUGGUCCGGCCGAAGCCGGUAUAUUUUUAAAUAUGGGGGAAUGGAUGGAAUCGUUUUUCAUGGAUCUAAGGUAUGACGGACUAUACCGUUCCUGGAUGUUUCUUAGGACAAAGUUAGUAGUCGAGAAGGCUUCAAUCCCAUUAGCAGAGUUUGCAAUUAGCCAUGUUAUUGCUUUGGAAGAACGUGUUGGAAAGCUUGCAGAGGACUACAAAUAUCGAGAUAGUCAAAAUAAUCAAAAAAAUCGAAAUGAUCAAACUAUGCCACCUAUAUCUUUCAUUCGUAAAUUUCCAAAUACUCCACAA